Messenger RNA from Effrenium voratum, 2325 nucleotides. Lineage: Eukaryota; Dinophyceae; Suessiales; Symbiodiniaceae. The record is from the annotation of a GenBank genome assembly.
AUGCACACAGCUGAGCCAGCGUCCCGGCACUGCUCGGAGUGCGGGGCAGCGCUAUCUCGUGGAAAACUGGCAGGCCUUCACGCUGCAGUUCUUUUUCCUGAAGGCUGGCGCGCGGUCAAACAUGUGACAAAGAGAUGUCGGAGACAGGGGUGCAAGUUUUGCGGCAAGACUAUCUUCUACAAUUUCAUCGCGAUCUCCAAGAGUGAGCGGCGUUUUCACUGGACAGCUGGCUCGCUGCAGUUUUUCUUCUUGGAUGCCAGGCAUGGAGUGUCUGUGUCCUGGCUUCAGCAGAUGACCCGCCGCUUGUUCUACCAAUAUGUGGCGUUCUCUGGCGAGGCGCAAGUGCAUGGAGCAGAGGCAAGGGCUGCAGGCUUUGAGGGCCGUGUUCCAAGGCACCCAGGGCUCUUUCUGUUCAAAAGUUGGCUUUCUUGGAGAUUUGUUCUGCGGCUGCACCAGCGCGAGGAGGAGACUCAAGAAGGGCGCUGUGUCAAUUUGAGCCUGCCGUUUGCAAAGACUUUGUCAACGGCUCCGUGGUAUGACGAACAUAUGCUUCAGCGGCGACUGGCCAUGGCAAAAGAGCGCGGGCACGACCUUAGAGCUCUCGUGGUUGAUGGCAACUUAAAACUCAGUGGUCGUGUAUGCGGCAGGCCAGUGGCGGAAUUGCGACGCUGCGAGCCCUUACAAGCUUACACGGCGGUUCCCUGCUCGUGCCCUCCCGCUCGCAAAGCGCGCCGCUGUGACCUUCAUAUGUCGAAAGCUCAGGAGGGCCCGCUGGAUGAUCAGGCUGUCGUUGCGCAUCGUCGCUACCGAGUUCUCAUGGCUCAGCCGUGUCAGUUUCCGUACGAGGUGCUCUUGAAGUCGGUUGACGCGGUCCUAUGCGGCGUUGCGUCGCAGGAGCGUGGAAAAUGGGUUUCGGCUGGGAAAUGCACGCCGCGGCAAUUGGAAGAGUAUUGGUCGCAGCAAGAGGAGCAGGGCUUCAUCUCUCAGCGCACUCCUGGGCAAGAAGAAGUGUCAUGCCGCACAAGCAAAGAGACAUCCAAGCAGUACCGGCAGCUUGUUCGUCAGAAUCGCCUAGGCGGAGUUCUUUUGGCUUGCACUUCCGAGGGCUUCAUUGUCCACUUGCAGCAGUUUGUAGGGGCUGAGACCAUCCCAGUGAGAUACUUUUUUCUUGCGGAAAUCUGUGCAAGGUUGCAGGAUGUGCGUUGCUGCAUCCACGAUGAUGCUUGCCAUGUGGCGCGCUACGCGCUGAAGCACAAGGGCCGCAACGCCCUUGCCAAACGCCUGUCAGAGCUGGCGUGGGUGUUGGACCGGUUCCAUAGUGCCGCCCAUCGGGAUCCAUGGUGCGCCCGUCACUGCCAUCCAUCAGUGCAUCAAGAGCUGCUUAGGGGUCUCAACACAUCUGCAGCGGAGUCCUGCAAUUCCAUUCUCGGCCGCUACCGGGUUGCUUUCAGAUCCAUUGUAGCCUCGAGCACCCGCAGCUUCUAUUUACAGGAGGACUUCUCGGCCCAGAGGAACGCAGCCUAUGACUAUGUUGAUAGAGUGUUCAAGAUCGAGGAGAUCUAUGGCGAACGCGGGUCUCAAAUUGUCCAACGUCUUGCUGCACGAGCAUCUACGCCGGCGAUGCCUCUGGGGCUGUCUUUGCAGAUAGCCCUUUGCAGCUCUUCUUCGCCUCUCAGCCUCAUUGCUCUCAAUUGCAAUGUGACCCAGACACGCAAGUCGCAGCUUACCCAAGUGCUUGAUGACAUUUCGGCCGUCAUUGAUGAGGCGUGCCAGAGAAGGGCCGCGCAGCAUGGUCCAGAGGAGCCAGGGAAACUUACCAGUGUCAUGUUGGCUAUGUUCACGGAGCAGGCAUUCCUCCAACGCUGCAGCCCUCAGUGGCCGCAGGUGCAGUGGUCUGACGGUAGUACUGGCAGGGUGCACAUGUCCAACCUCCUCAAUCUGGACGAAGCGUAUCGCUUCCUGCGGAUGGUCGGAUUGAUUGGGAGCGGCGCCAGCGCUAAGUCCGGCGAGGCUGCGGAGCUGGCGUCCGAACUGAAUCGCAUUCUCCAGACGGGGCGAAGUUCUUACGCAUGCAAGAACGCGGGGUCUUUCGGCACCACGAGGAACAAGGCCCCAGUUGGUGUGCUCGGCUUUGGCAAUGUUCAUCCCUCCAAGUACGUGCCUUGCUUGACCGGCGCCAGCGGCUCGCACGACGUUGCUUGUCGUGAGCGCCUGCUGCAAACGUGCGGAAGACCAGUUGACCCGCAUGCCCCGCUCCCCGCCAGCCUGGACGUCCCAGCUGACUUUGAUCCGUGGACACUUAGACUAUGGUCCUUCUUUAUUUGA